Molecule: messenger RNA, 1151 nt
Organism: Engraulis encrasicolus (European anchovy)
Lineage: Eukaryota; Metazoa; Chordata; Actinopteri; Clupeiformes; Engraulidae
Gene: mrpl4
Product: mitochondrial ribosomal protein L4
Exons: 9
Coding region: 128-1033 (301 amino acids)
Biological process (GO): translation
Cellular component (GO): ribosome
Molecular function (GO): structural constituent of ribosome
Source: RefSeq, a predicted model, not a curated record
AUGAACUAGGCUUGCGUCAUUUUCAUGCGCCCGUGUACACACGACCUUCUCCACGGGAAAAUGUGAUGCUGGAUAUUGGGAUUUUGCGAUAAUAUCUCGUAUUUAAUUGCAUUUAAACUUAGUAAAUAUGUUACGUAUGACACUCGUCAAAUGUGGGAGAAACGUAGCGCAGCGAUUCAUGUCAUCGGCUGGUGGGGAAAGUGCACUGCCAUCCAAUCUACGAAUCCCAACAAACCUCGUCGAUGUUCCUCGCUCCAAGCGAGCCCUUCCAUCAAAUGAAGAUCUGCCAGUAUUGCGCAGGUGUGAGGAGGACAUUGCUACACAUCUGUCUCCCAAACAGACUUGGGUGGAAUCACUAGCAAGUCGCGACUUUAAACCAAUAGGUCUUGUGGACCUGCACCCUGACGUAUUUGCUGUUCAGGCCAGAAUCGACAUCCUUCACGAAGUGGAAACCUGGCAGAGAAAUUUCAAAAGAAUUAGCUAUGCCAAAACGAAAAUCCGAAGUGAGGUUCGCGGUGGAGGCCGGAAACCGUGGAACCAGAAGGGCGGUGGACGAGCCCGACAUGGCAGCAUCAGAUCACCUAUCUGGAGAGGAGGUGGUGUGGUGCACGGCCCGAGGGGACCCACAAGCUACUACUACAUGCUACCCAUGAAAGUCCGCGUGCAGGGACUGAAGAUUGCACUCAGCUCCAAACUCACACAGGAUUACCUGCGGAUUGUUGAUAACCUGGAGAUUCCCACCCCAGACCCUCAAUAUCUGGUGGACCUUGCGGCACACAGACACUGGGGUGAUUCGGUCUUAAUUGUAGAUGUUUGUGAAGAACUUCCAGAAAACAUAAAGCAGGCUACAGCCACCCUGAAAAAGAUCAGUGUCAUUCCAGCUGUUGGCAUCAAUGUCCACAGUAUGCUGAAACAUGAAACCCUGGUCCUCACGCUGGAAGCAGUAAAGUUUCUGGAAAAGAAACUGCUCUGGCACGACCUGCGCUACUCUCCCAUCUAUCCCUUCAAGCUCCCGUACUCAGACCUUCCAUGAACACGAAACGAAAGUUAGCGUAAAAUUAAUUAAUAAAAAAUUUUUUAUUUCGUAAAAACCACGUGAUUCAAGGGAUCUCAUUUAAAAACACACAAAACAGUUCACAAAUAAAUACAGU